This is a messenger RNA of Pseudocercospora fijiensis CIRAD86, 654 nucleotides long. RefSeq lists its product as uncharacterized. Bases 17 to 604 code for a protein of 195 amino acids. NCBI's taxonomy places the organism in Eukaryota, Fungi, Ascomycota, Dothideomycetes, Mycosphaerellales, Mycosphaerellaceae. The record is from RefSeq and is a predicted model, not a curated record. The transcript has a single exon.
GGUGUAUCCCGCCAGCAUGCCUGGCACCAACGAACAGAUCCGCGAGGAGUUCGUCAACACCAUGCUCCGGUCAAAAUCCAAAGCACAACGCGACUCCAUCAUCGCCACUGGCCUGUUACCAGUCAGCUUCGCCAUAGACAUGCUAGCUGUUCUAGUCUGGCCAUUCGGAGGCCUUCUCGAAAUCGACGCAGUCUGGCUAUACAGCAGCAUCCGUGGCGCCAAAGUCAGUCGCAGCGUAACAAAACGUUUGACUUCAACCUCCACCUCCGGCAAGCAUGACGACGACGGUGACAAAUUAACCUUGAACUUCGUGCCUUCGCCUACCAUUCAAGUCCUCGAACGCUACCUUGCCGCCAAAUGCCAUGAACGCGAUCCAAAGCUUUUCCCAAAAUUCUCGGUGGCGCCUAGUGAAACGGAAGUUCUGGAAGGUAUUGGUUGGUUCCCGGCGCAUAAAGGUGGGGGGGAGAGGAAUUGGGAGGAUGAGCAGUUUGAGAUUAGUGAGGUUAAGGAUGAUGUUAGGAAUACGUUUUCGAAAGGGGCGAGGGAGUGGGGGAAGUGGGUUAGGAUUUUUGAGAAGGAGCCGGAGAAAGCUGUUAAGAAGUAGGGUGUAGGAUCUUGGGGCAAGCUCUAUAUACGGUGACUUUCUUUUCUGUG